Molecule: messenger RNA, 621 nt
Organism: Trichoderma breve
Lineage: Eukaryota; Fungi; Ascomycota; Sordariomycetes; Hypocreales; Hypocreaceae
Product: acetyltransferase (GNAT) domain-containing protein
Exons: 1
Coding region: 1-621 (206 amino acids)
Molecular function (GO): acyltransferase activity, transferring groups other than amino-acyl groups
Source: RefSeq, a predicted model, not a curated record
AUGUCUCAAGAAACUUUGCACUUGGCGCCCAAUCUCUAUACCAAGAGACUGACUCUAACCCUCAUCGAUUUCGACAAAAAGGACGAUGAGGAAGCCUUCAUAGAAUUACUGGCAACCAUGGUCGGAGAAUACAUGAAAAUCUCCGCUCAAGAAGCAAGAAAAAAUGCAGUGGAAUCCAUCGAAUUCUACCGCUCAUACGGCCGGAUCCAACCAAAACUUCUCGGCGGUCAAAGGAUUGAUAAAUCUGCUAUUUGGCUCAUACGACUCGGAGCAAAUUCACCCCACGGCCAGUGUGUUGGUACUACCUACGUGGUUCAAAGAAGCCUCAUGCCUGACCAAAACUGGAUCCUAUUGCCCGACUACCGGGGUAUGGGCUACGCUACCGAGGCUUCCAACGCAGUUUUGCGAUACUUUUGCGACGGGCUGGGGCUCCGGGAUAUGAUGGCCGUCAUAGCUCCGGGUAACCUGAAGAGUCCCGCCGUAGCCAAGAGACUAGGAUAUGUGCCUGUCGAAGGUGGCAUGCAGUACGAGGAUGGGGUGACUCUUCCUGUAUUUGCACUCCCUACAGCCAUGCCACUUCCCAAGGAUUUGGUAUUUCGGCGGUUUGACCGUUUGGAAUAG